Messenger RNA from Osmia lignaria (orchard mason bee), 11946 nucleotides. RefSeq names its product Chondrocyte-derived ezrin-like domain containing protein. NCBI's taxonomy places the organism in Eukaryota, Metazoa, Arthropoda, Insecta, Hymenoptera, Megachilidae. The record is from RefSeq and is a predicted model, not a curated record. Gene Ontology annotation, cellular component: cytoskeleton. Gene Ontology annotation, molecular function: guanyl-nucleotide exchange factor activity; cytoskeletal protein binding.
GACCGCAUCUAUCGGAAAUCUGAAUAAAAAGUAAUGCUAAAUACGAAUAAGCGUAUAAAAUUAAAGGGAACCUUGAAAUACUUGUUCACUUUCGUUGACGAAAGAAUCGAACGAAAAUUCGAAGAAUACGUAAAAGUGAACAAAUGAAUAUGGAAUUAAGUUUAGAUCGAAAUAGUACUUUUGAGCGAUUCAAGUUCUCGAAUUUUCUCGUGGAUGUCGCUGUUUGUAUCUUUUCGCGUGGCUCCGCCCUUUGAGUGCAUCGCGCGCUGCAUGUCGAAUAUCAUAGUAGUUAGUCGGCUAUCGGACUCGAGUCGUUCAAGGUAUCUAAAGAAAAGUCGAAUGUUUUCCGCUUCUUUCGGUGGUUACACGUCCGUCACGUUCGGGCAUUGCCGUAUCUGGUACUUUAUCAAUGAAUAAUUCAGCUAUUUCUCCCAUGCUGAGAACCACUGACAUUUCGUAUAAUUCAUGCCAAGGCGGAGACGAGCACUCCGUAGAUGUGUUAUGUGGUUCAAUUCGAAGACUUCCUCGAUUGUUGCUCGGGGAUAUCUAGAGAUCGUACGUGAAAUCUAUGUCGGUGGUAGACGUGGUGGGGUAAACGACUUAUUAACAUCGCAAGUAUCGCGAAAACGAUUUUACAACGGGAGUGCCGGUGCAUGAGUGGUUUAGUGAUCAAUGAACUCUGCGGUGCUGUAUAUUGGGGCGUGCUGCCAGUGGUACCUAUUAAGCCGGCAGAUAUGACAACAUAAUAGAAAAUUAUAAAUUAAAUUUUCCAUAAGGAAAUAAAUAGAGGUGGUCAAGAGAUGAUGAACGAUAUAGAAAGUAUAAGCAUGAAGGGCAGUGGAGGAUCCAAGAUGCCUCAUAGUCAUUCGACUCCGGCAGGUGUAGAUGGAGGUAGUAGAACUCCUCCUACAACACCUAGAAAAGCCGGGAAGAUGCUUGCUGUUCGUGUACAAAUGUUGGAUGAUACAAUUACAAUGUUUCAAGUUCAGGCAAAAGCAUUAGGAAGAGUGUUAUUCGAUCAGGUUUGCAAGCAGCUACAUCUUUUGGAAGCUGAUUAUUUCGGUCUCGAGUAUCAGGAACCUAAUGGAACAAAAUACUGGUUAGAUUUAGAGAAGCCUGUUUGUAGGCAAGUAGGAUUGUCUUUAAUCGAUCCUCUUUUGAGAUUUUGCGUGAAAUUUUAUACGCCAGACCCAGCACAAUUGGAAGAGGAGUUUACAAGAUAUUUAUUUUGCCUUCAAAUCAAACGAGAUUUAGCUCAAGGUUUAUUACAGUGCAAUGAUAAUACAGCAGCUUUGAUGGCCAGUUAUAUCGUUCAAGCCGAAUGUGGAGAUUACGUAAUAGAGGAUUAUCCGGAUCACACAUAUUUGUCAACGUACAAAUUUGUGCCUCAUCAAGAUCAAGAAUUGGAACGUCGCAUAAUGGAGAAUCAUAAGAAACACGCCGGUCAAUCUCCGGCAGAAGCGGAUCUGAAUCUGUUAGAAACGGCGCGUCGCUGCGAGUUGUACGGAAUGAAAAUGCAUCCGGCAAAAGAUCACGAAAGUGUACCUCUGAAUCUGGCAGUGGCACACAUGGGAAUUGUAGUCUUUCAAAAUUACACCAAGAUAAAUACGUUCAGUUGGGCGAAGAUUAGGAAGAUCAGUUUUAAAAGGAAACGAUUUUUGAUCAAACUUCAUCCAGAGGGUUACGGUUAUUAUAAAGAUACGGUGGAGUUCUUUUUCGAGGGUCGUAACGAGUGUAAAAAUUUCUGGAAAAAAUGCGUAGAGAAUCAUGGAUUUUUCCGUUGCUCGGUGGUAAAACGAGUGGUACGGCAGAAAACCCGUGUUCUCAGCCGCGGCUCGUCGUUUAGGUACAGCGGCAAAACUCAGAAGCAAAUCGUUGAAUUCGUACGAGACAAUUACGUGAAGAGGCAGACGUUUCAAAGGUCCAAUUCGUUCCGGCAGACUAGCAGUGGUAGGGCAUUGCAGGGCUUGGAGGGGGGAGGUUAUCGUGGGGCCACUCCAAGCAGCUCCCUUAUGGGCAGCUCCAGCAUCUCUGCCCACCCCCUCCUGCCCCUCGGCGAUCCUGCACUGGAAACCCCAGCUCUGUCUCUAUCAUGCGGCUCGAUGACACUGGAUUCUCCGACGACUGUGACGAGUGUCUCGAUGGGAGGGACGAUUCACCGUCGCGAAGACACAGCUACGUCGUUUCGGACACUUACGUCCAUCGACGUCCAUUCCCCGGCCACACCCAGCCAGGUCCCAGCACCGCGGCAGAUGCUUCUUACCAGCCAGCAACGGAUUUCAUCAGCAGGUCGUAUCAGCCCCUCUAACAGCAGUCCUCCCGAAUUCCCCCCGCCGCGACCCAUGCCCAGACAUCCCUGGCAGCGAUCGGCCAGUUGCCGCGAACUGUACGCUUCUAGCUUCGAGGAUUCAGGGAAAGCACGAUCAAAGGACGAGAAAGCGUCCGGCGAACAGAAUUCCUUCGAACCGUUCCGUUUGCCUUCUCAAGGCGAGCUAGACAAUCCGGUGACGCGUUACGGCGAGGAGAGUAAUCGUUCGUACAGCGCGGCUAGCUCGAAAUUACCCUCGCUCGAUCACGACUCGGUGCCCGAUCGGGUAUACAGUAGCUCGUACCCGGGUACGUCAUCGCUCUCCACCGAGUCAGGCCACGAGGAGUCUGGCCCGGCGGCGGAUCUUUCGCACGACGAUCUCUCGCACGAUUCGUACGAGCUGCUUGAACGCGAGCACGAAUUUGAAUAUCCUGAAUCGUACUCGAGCCCACGGGACGACGACGAGGAGGAAGAAGAGAACGGUGGCGCGAUAUCGGACCGUAGCGACCAAGGAAUCGAGCACGAGAUGUUCCAAAUGGACUCCGAGACCGAUUCCUUCGUCAAGCACAGAUCGAUCAAAUCGUCGGACAAGCAACACUUCAAAUCCGUGCUCGUCGAUCUAAAGAACGCGAGGGCAAAGUCAAUCGAUCGGUACUCGUCGGUCACCGCUGCCAACAAAUCCGUAGACGGUGAUUACGUGACCGUAGAAUCUAGAAUACAACGAUCUAGCACUCAGAUCGAACGAAAAUUCGAGACGCGACACGUUAAUUCGGUAGAUCAAACUAAAUAUCUUCCUGUUUCGCACCAGGAUUCCGCGAAGAAAGAUCCGGUCGUGUUACAGGUACAGAAACAAAAGAUGUCGGUGCUUAACGAGUUGAAAAAUUUCAAGCCUAAAUAUAAGAUCACUCACGUAGAUUCGGAGGUAUUGCGAGACGAGGGUAUCAUGCGUCCAAAAUCUAGGAUAGACGAUGAUUUGAGCCCGGUCGACGGUACCGGCAAAUCGAUCGUAGAUCAUCAGAGAGCCAGGACGGUUAGGGCGCGUAGCAUAGCGAGUUUGGAGGAUCACGUGUCGAGGGUGUACGUGGAAACUGGUAGCUUAGGGCGCGGGGGACACAACAAGGCUAGGGAAAGAAAAUCGAAUCGCGAAAACGACGCGAAGGCCGUCAACGAGAAGACGUCGUCCAAGUCGCAAGAGAGAGCUAAAGGAGGUGGGGAGGGUCACGGGAAAAAGUUGGAGAAAAUGGAUUCGAGGGAUCGUAAAUCGGACGGACACGGUCGUCGUAGCGUGGAUCGAAUAGACAUCCGGGAACUGCGACGAAGCAUCGAGAGGCUGGACGUACGCGAGAGGAGUUACGAACGAUUAGACUCGAAGGAGAAGUCGUUCCGUUACGCGGAUCGUUACGAGUGGCGAGGGAAGAGCGUGGAGCGUUUAGAUUGUCAGACGCUUCGAGGUAGCACGGAAUACUUGAACAGAAGUCCGAAAGAGAAGAGCGGUCAUCGGCGUUCCGAGUCGAAGGAACGUCGAGAGAGAAGCGUGGAACGAUUAGACUCGAGAGAGAAGAGGAAGAGUCCUGGAAGCAAGAGCAACACCACGAUCGACUACAAUCAAAGGCACACCUUGGAGCGUUUCGACUCCGGCAACAGGAGUCCGUUCGAGCGUAUCUCCGUGAAGAAACACCGAGGGAAGAGCGUGGAGAGAUUGGACUCGCAGGAGAAGCCCACCUUCGACUUCGACCCUGUGACGAUCGAGCGUCUGAAGGGUUUGGAGCGUAGCAACUCGAAGGACAACAGAGGACACGAUCGAAAGUCGGAGUCGAGAAACGAGCGGAGACACACGGAGCGGGCUGAUUCGCGGGAAAGAAAAUACCUGGACCGAUUCGACUCGAGGUCGAGCGGCAGGAGUCUCGAGUGUAUCGAGCAGGAGAUAUCCGAGUGGAGGCGAAGCAGCAUCGAAAGGAUCGAGUACAAGGAUUCGAGGAAGAGUGGCAAGGCACGAGCGGAACGGGGCAAGUCGGAGGAGAAGCCUCGGGAGAGGGAUGACUGGAGGAGUUUAGAGAAAGCGCGGAAGGACGAGGAGAAACGUGAGCGGGAACGGGAACGAGAACGACAGGCGAGGCUGUCGAUCGAGUCGAGGACGGACACGGUGAUCGGAGUGCCUAUGGAGAUGGAGAGCUUCAAAUCGAAGACGGUGUUCACCGAGUACGAGCCGAAGAUCGUCGGAGGCGUGGUGCUGGGCUUCGACGACACGAUACCGGGUCACACCCCCGUCGAGCGCACCAAGAGCGACCCGAAUCCCGCGCGACAGCGCCUCGGCUCCAACAGCAAGCGACACAUAUUGAUGCAUCAAAAGUCGAUCGACUUAACGCCGGCCGAUUCCGGUGACGAGGAUCCGUUCUCCGACAGCGCAGCUAUGCAAAAGACCAACAUAGAGAUACCUUACACGCUGCACAAGCGACACGUGAUGAACGGUACCGCGUCCGACGACAAGUCGGAAUCGGACAGCGGGAAAACCUCGAAGAAAGUCACCGGCUCCGUUCGCGAUUUACCUAAACUACCACUGAAGAUGAUCACCGACAUUUCCUGUUUCGAUUUGUCCAAGUUGUCCUCGAUAGACAAGACCGGCAGCAAAGUGUCACCGGACAAAGCGAAAAGCGCGACGAUCACGCCGACCAGGCCGAAAUCAAUCUUGAGUCCAUCCGACAAGCCGAAGAGUAUAUUGAGCCCUACGUCGAAAUUGUCACCGACCGACGCGAAGAACGUGAUCUGCAGUUUCUCGCCCAGUAACAGAAGUCCUUCGAAGGGAGAUAAACAGUCGAUCAGAUCCGCUUCGUUCGACAAACACACGACGACCGCGGAGAUCGUGAUCGAGGAGCGAAGUUGCGUCAAGUCGUCCAGCUUGGACAAGAAAUCGUCGAAACUCUCCCCGAUCGAGCCGAACGUGACGAUCGUUUCGCCGUUGGAGAAACGGUCGCCGAAGGUCUCCCCCACGGAUCCGAACGUCACGAUCGUGUCGAUGUUGCAGAAGAAACGUUCUCCGGAUGCGUCGAAGAGCAGCGCGAUAGGAACGCAGAGAUCGUUCGACUCAAGGAUGAAAGCGUUCAACUUCGCCGACGUGGUCGGAAUGGAGAUGAAGCUGAAGCUGGAGCGUAAAGCGAAGUCCGAGGUCGAGAAAGACAGUUUGAAAACGCCGGACGACAGUCUGGAGAAGCAGGACAGCAUCGAGAAGAUACCAUUGCCGGAGAUCCCUAAGCCGGUUAUAGGAAAAUCCGACGAAGAGGCUUCGACCGUGGCUGACUCUUCGGAGAAGCAAAAAGAAGAGGAAAUAAAGGAAGGCAAGAGUAGCUCAGGAUCUCCUGGUGCGAGUUUGGAGAAACCAAAGGUUCCCGAGAAACCAAAGAUUCCCGAGAAACCAAAGAUUCCCGAGAAACCAAAGACUCUGGAAAAGCCGAGCAUUCCGGAGAAGACGAAACGGAUCUUGGAGAAGAUGGAAUCGAAAUUCUCGGCGAUGAAGAUGGCUGGGCCGAAGAUCAUCGACACGGGCUUCGACGAUUUCGUCGACCCGGUGGCUGAUCUGCCGUUGGACGAAGUUCCCGUGAAGCCUGUGUUGGAACUGGACAGCUUGAAGGUUCCCGAAUUCGUUCCUUUCAUGUCGAGGCCGCACGGCGAGCCGUUGCGCUCCAAGUCAUUGUCGUUGGCCGAGGAGAAGGCACCGAUCGACACGUUGCUCUCGCCGGAGGUGGAGAACAAGCACUUCGUCCCGGAUGUUUCGCCGAAAAGGGCGAAAAAGGCGAAGCCGGAGCCGAAGAAGGAUUUCAAGAAGCAGUCGAAAUCUUUGGAAGGGGAUAAGCCUCCCCUGAAGAAGGCCGGCUCGAAGGAGGCGCGUACACCGACGGCCAGUUCGAAGAUCGACAAAUCCAAAUUGAAGCUGGGAGAGAUGCCGCAGGAGAUCAUUAUAAUCGACUCGACGGACGUGGCGCCGGAAGUGAGCAUAGUUCAGAAGGGUAGGUCGAAGUCUGUCGGUAGACUGUCGGAGAAGGCGUACUCGACGCCGUCCAAGGAAGAGAAAGAGGAGAGCAAGAGUGGUCGGGCAAAGUCUGCCUCGGUCGACGACGAUACGAUAAAGACAGCCACGGUCGCCACGAAGACCGAGAAGUCUAGGCCGAAAUCGUUGGGCAUUUCUAAGAGUCUGGGCAGUACCGAGAAGAAGGAUUCCGUGGAGAAGAUCUCGCCGAAGAGAACAAUCGUCUCGAAAGCUUCCUCUUCUAGAAGCGAGGCAAGAUCUCCGACUUCGUGCAAGGAGCCGCCUAGACAGCGAGAUCCUAGGAUAACGCGCUCGAAAACCGAGGUAAAAACAGACACGGACGCGGAGGAGAUUUUCGAGGCGCGAGAACGCGAAGAAGCGAACGAAGAAACGACGGCGAAAGACGCGAAGAAGAGUUCGAUCGCGCAGGAACUAUCGGAAACACCGGUGGUUCUGCGUAAAGCAGGUCAGACGCCGGUGCUGUUCGCUCGUGCUCGUCUGGGUCUGUCGGAAGGGAGUGGAAUCGGAGCGUUGCAGAGACAGGGUGCGACCCAGUCGCCGACCGCUCAGAGGAGAGCGAAAUCCUUGGACGCGCCGGUGAUCGCGGUGCACAGACUUCCGCCGACGAACGCGUUCUCCAGCAAAGACGACACCGUCGACGUUUCGGAGAAUGCCGAGGAACAGGAAGAAGGUAGGGAGCAACAGGAGGGUGCAGUUGUAUCGGCGAAGGUGCACUCCAUUCAGACGGAGGUGUCGCCGAAUCACAGAUCGGACAGUACCGAUCACACCACCGUACCGGAGAUCUUCACCGACUCUCUGUCAGUGACGGAAACCUCGGCACAGUAUUUGGAGUCGCCUCUCACCGAGUGCAACGAGAUCACCGCGAGCGCGGAUCUUAUUCCCUACGAAAGGGACAUCGUGCAGCCGGAAUCGGACGAGAAGGAGCAUAAGACGAUGCUGGAGACGGUGAGGGUGGACGAGAGAACGAAAUUCAUCGAUCAGAGUUCCGUGGAGUCCGGUGCCGAUCAAGAGGUCCCGCUCGAUAAAACGGUCAGAGCAGAGAAGAUCGAUCUGCUUAGUAUUUCGAAGACCAUAGAAGGUUCCCUACCGCGUACCAACGUCGAAACUUUUUCGGUCGCGAAGGAGGCAUCGCCGGAACGCGUCGUGAGCGCGACGGAUACGACUGGAAGAAUGUCCAUAGAGAGGGAUGAUCUACCGGAUGUGACGGUAACCAGCGUGAACGUAGCUCGGGAAGAGGAUCAACCGCCUAGGCCGAUCGAUUUUGACGAGGGUCAAGAAAUGGUGAAAUCACCGAUCCAAAUUUCCAUCGAGGAAUGUUCCGACAUCGAGGACGACGGCGAUGAAGAAGAAGAAGAGGAGGAGGAGGAGGAGGAGGAGGAGGGCGAGAUGGUUCACAGUGACGAUCAGGAAGACGAUCAAGGGACGCAGGAGCAAGAUGGCGACGACAAUCGUCCUCUGGACUCCGCAGACACUAGCGAGGACACCUUAGACGCUCUCGACACCCAAGUCCAUAUGAGAGGCAUCGAUAGCGAGCUCAGUUCGCCGGAUUAUGGCGUCGACAAAAUGGACGAGAAAACUUUGGUAGAGGUCGAAUUGACGCCCGAGUAUUUGGAGAUGAGAAGAGAGGACGAGGACGGUGCCGAAGAGUUACCAGAGGACGAGGAGCCCGAAAGAGAAACGAGGACGAAGGAGUCGCCGGAGGGGAGUGGAAAUCGUUUGUCCAUCGAGAAGAAGCUCAGGUUAAGCAGCGAACGUUCGAGAAGCGAAGAGACCAGUACUUGGACGCCGGAUCGCGAAGAUCCAGAGUCGAGUUCCUGUUCGAUUGCUCGGCCGCUUGGUAUAGGGCAGAUUCAGCCGAUAGUGGAUCGUCGAGAAAUCGCUAGGGCGAAGAGUGGUCGGGGUUCGUUGGAAGAGGAGGGUGGUUCUCAAGUUGCAAGCAAACCAGAGUCGAGUUCGACCUGGAAACCCUUUCCCUUGGAGAGUUCCGGUAGUUCGAGCACGGAGGACGGUUGGCCGGCGCAGGACGAGAACAACGCCGCUCAGUCGCAGUCGGAGGACAGCAACGGACAGAACGAGGAUAGCUUUCAAGAGGAUCUCGCCGAUUUCCCUGGCAGUUUUAUCUACCCAACCGGCCCGGAUAUUUUAACCAGUUGCGGCACGUUCGCGUUGACGCGAACCCUCUCGAGGAUAUCCGAGAGGUCCACCACUUCGGAGCAAGACAAGAGCGACCUCGAGGACUCGUUCAAGCCCAGCUCGAGGUCUCCGAGCUUGGACGACGAGUCGUUGAUGUCCAGCGACCAUCAACCCUCUCUAUCUUCCGACCCGCCGUCCGGUACCGCUAUCCCUUCCGUUUCGGACGAUCGGCGCACCUCCUCCGAACUCCCAGACAUUCCGAUCGACGUGGUAGGCAUGGGACAGGAAGAAGAUUUGAGAUCUCCGAAAUCACCUGGAAGAUCGAAGCUACAGACUCAGAGCUCAGAAGAUUGGCCGUCGCCUCCUAGUUCGCCGGUCUUCGACCCACCCGUGGUUAGCCACGUGGAGACCUUCUACAUGGAGAUCAAGCCCGAGGAAGCGGUGAAAGUGACGGUGACCGAUAGCACGGAGACACCUGGUCGAUUCGAUCACGACAGCGACUCUAGCGACGAGAACAGAACGCUUCACGACGAUUUGCACUCCACCUUCCUGGAAGACGGGCAAAGUUCUACCUCCGCGACCACCGUCGACGGUACCGUGAAAAUAGCGGUGAAACCAAAGUCGAACUCUUACAUCACCGGUUCGUCGCACAGCGAGGACACAUCUAUGGGCUUGUCUAUGUCCGAAUGGUCCAGUUCGAACAACACGGUGCGCCAAUUUUGCCAGUACUCCGGCACCAAGUCCGACGACAAUUCUCUGGCGGAGCUGGGUGCCUCGAUAUCGGACUGGUCGGGCAGCACCACCGUCGUGCCUCAACAGUAUUACUCUUCGGUGGCCGGGGACAAGAGCCAAAGCGACACGACCACUACCUCGGACAAGAGCGUCACCAGCACCAGGUCGAAUUCAAAACGCAGAACAACCGACGUCUCUCCUCCGACUUCUUCGUCGCCCCCCUUACCACCUCCACCGCCUCCCACGCUUCCCGACCAGCAGGAAGCAUUAGACGACGAACCGUCGUCGAGGGAGGAUCAGUCGUCCCGGGACGAACAAUUGGACGAAGCAAGGAGGUUCAUCGAGAGCCAGUUCGACGAACAGCGUCGCGCGGUGUCGCGACGCAGCGAGCCAGACCAGGAAGUUACCGCGAAAUCUUACACCGACGUGUCGCCUCCACGGAUCACUCUACGGAACGAAUUCGACGAAGCGAUCGACGACGAUUUUCGGACGAUGUCCGACGACGGAGACGCGCCCCUACCGAUCCUGCAGGAAGAGGAGGAGCUCGACGAGCAAGAGGAACGCGCGCGAGAGGAGGAGGAUCGUUUGUACGACAACGUGCCGGCGAUGAAGUACUCGAGCAGCGAUCAGAUUCGCAUGGAGGUGGCGCGAGGAGACAGUUCCGAGGACAUGCACGAAAAGUACGCCGAUCUGGCGUUGACCUCUCGAACGACAGGCGACGACGAUUGGUCGUUCGAGGAGGAACGGGAAACGAUGUUAGAGAAGGAGAAACCUCGUUCGAGCUCGAAGUUCGAGCGAGGUUUCUCCGAGCCGAUGGAGACGGUCAGGUACCACGAGACCAGGUCCACCGAGCGACCCGUGAUCGUCCCCAUCCGAGCUAAAUCCACCCCGUACUAUUCGACCACAAGUCUCAGCGGCGAGUCCACCACCUCCAGCCCCCCGAUGCAAAUCAGAACGCAGAUACGAACGAAAACGAUGCCGUACUCGUCGAGUAGAAGCCCCCAGAGCGAGGGGGACACCUCGUCGAGCAUGGACAGUCCGGUUCACACGCCGGUUCGCGGUCAAAUCGCGGUUCGACGACGAAGGCGGGAGAACCUGAAGAGACGCCAUCGAGUGAUGGUCGAUCUCGAGGUGAAGGACGGUCAGAUCAUAUCUAGCACCGAUUCGAGCUUCGACGUGGCCACCAUACCACCGCCUUUGCUCGUCGAACGGCCGAGUCCCGACGUCGACGACGACGAGGACGACGAGGAGGAGUACUCGGAAACGAAAGAGGAACAGAAUCGACGCCAACAGCAGCGUUGACGCGACUUUCGCGUCGACCAGCGAAACGCGUGACAUCCACGCGUCGUUCGACGGAAAAGAGGAGAUAUCAAAAAACUUAUCGAACCUGUCGCGCCAGCCGAUAUAUAAUUAGUACGUUUGUUACUCGUUUUAGAAUAUUCGAUCGAAUUUCAUAUACGAUUGCUGGGAUCCGGCAACACGCGUCAAUAGGAAAGAAGGAAGCGACGGCUACACUCGUUAACGAUAAAUAGAGUCUAGGGAAUAUAGGAAGAUAGCCGUAACGAUGAAAAAGAAAAAAAAAGAUCUCGAGAUCGAUUUACCUCUGGGGAGAGGGAAAGGGAGAAGGCGGUGAAAAGGGAUGCUGCUUGAAUUUCAUGAGAAGGACAAUCAUUGUUGGAAGUAAGCGAUAGCAUCGUGGGGUCGAAGGAAAGAAAAUGCGAACAGGGUGGAAAAGAGGAAUUGUCUGUUUUCUGAUUCGAGAAUCGAACGGUUGAUAGGCGGUCGGGUAUGAUUUCGUCAUAGUUUAGUUCGUGGUCUCGUGUUUUAGGACGGAGGACAAGUUGCUCAACGUAGGUACUUAAUUAAAGACGAUUGCCGCGCGAUUUUGUUGAAUAUACGCGCGGGUAUAUCGUUGUGGAAUUGCGAAUCAUGGUGCGAGUUGCGGUCGAAACGGAACGCGCGGAAUAUAUCACGGUAGGUUUAAUGAAACGUUCGUUUAUCGAAAGAUCGAAUCGCGAUCGAUCCGCAGCGUUCGUCUUCUUCGCUUUUUCUCCCGACGAGAAGGGGCUCUCUACGCGGUCCGUCGUCCGAACGAGGAAAAGAUUCGUUAUCUUCAUCUUUGUCUCCUCGAUUUUCAGUCUUCUUCUACUCGUUCACGAAUAUUUCGUGAAUUAUUCAACGAAUAGCGGUUUUUAAUCGACGAUGAUCGCGAAUAAAUCCGCGUCCCUGGAGAACGUAUCGAAGCGAGGAGAUGUCUUCCUGGACGAUCGAGGUCAGACCUUUCUCAAGGUUUCCAUCAUCGUAACGGGGCAGGGUUGUUGUUACGAUAGUCAAGUCAAUUAUAAAGUUUCGUCGAUCGAUGAAAGUAAUCCCAGACGCUGCUUGCUUUAAAAAUACCGAUUACCUUGAAACAAACGAAGGAGCCCGGCCUCGACGUUACUAAUUCCCGUUGGCAUCUACUUUUUCUCCGCAUCUUUCAAAGCGAAUUUAUUCGCGGUGAUCGAAGGACAAACACGCGACUCGACGAGAAACAAUGAAAUUGCGAUUGGUUUCGAGUCUCCGUGCUUUCCGCGCGCAUCGCGUUAGCUGUCACUUCAUUUUCGUGCCUUCUAUCCAUCAGUUCCGACAAGGGUUACCCGAUAAAAUCGAUCCCGGCUAAAUUUGUCGAUCGAUCGUUGUUAAUAUAACAACGAGUUUACGAGAGAGAAAAAAAAAAAAAAAAAAAAUAAAA